AUGGAGGAUUUUUUUCUUUCCAUCGCAACAAAGAUUGCAGAAUAUGCAGUGCAUCCAAUUUUACAUCAUGCUCAAUACUUGUGUUGUUUCAACAAAUUUGCUUCCAAUCUUCCAAAUGCCAAAGAACAAUUGGAAUUGACUCGAGAUGAAGUGAAGGAGCGAAUUAGAGAAGCCAUAAAUAGAGUUGAAAAAGUUGAGCCAACUGUUGAGAAGUGGCUGAAAGAUGUUGAAAAAGUCUUAGAAGAAGUGCAAAUGCUCGAAGAAAGAAUAUUGAGCUUGAACAAAUACUAUUUUAGAAGGCAAUGUCAAUAUUCCCUUGCAAAACAAAUAGAAAGAAAAACAUCUGAAAUGAUUCAGCUCCAUCGUAAUAACAAGUUUGAACCGUUUUCGAAGAUUACUGAACUCCCAGGCAUGCAGUACUAUUCUUCCAAAGAUUUCUUUAUGUUCAACUCUACAGAAGCAUCUUACAAGAAGCUUCUAGAAGCAUUAAAUAAUAAAAGUGCUUUUAUAAUUGGAUUAGUUGGAUUAGGAGGGUCAGGGAAAACUACUUUGGCAAAAGAAGUGGGUAAAAAAGCUGAAGACAUGAAACUCUUUGAGAAGGUUGUCUGGGCAACAGUGUCUCAACCUCUAAAUAUAAGAAGUAUUCAAGAUCAAAUUGUUGAUCAAUUGGGCUUCAAGUUAACGGAAGAUUCAGAUAUAGGUAGAGCUCGUAGGCUAUCAGAGAGAUUGAAAAAAGGUACAACUCUUAUAAUCAUGGAUGACAUAUGGGAAAUUCUAAACUUUGAAACUUUGGGUAUUCCGCUUAAUGAAAGCAGUAAGGCUUGUUGCAUAUUGAUAACUACACGAAGUAAAGAAGUAUGCACUUCUAUGCAAUGCCAAAGUAUAAUUGAACUUAAUCUUUUGAGUGACGAGGAAGCUUGGACUUUGUUCAGACAUUAUACAAACAUAACUGAUGACUCCUCAGAAGCUUUGAAAGGUGUGGCAAGAAAAAUUGUUAAUGAGUGUAAGGGAUUGCCCAUUGCAAUUGUGACAGUGGGAAGCACGCUAAAGGAUAAAACUAUUGCAAAUUUUGAGUUAGCAUUGUCAAGGCUAGAAAAUUCUAAGCCACUAGAUAUUCCAAAAGGCUUAACAAGUCCUUAUGUUUGUCUUGAAUUAAGUUACAAUAAUUUGACAAACCCAUUAGCUCAAUCCUUAUUAUUGUCAUGUUCUAUGUUUCCAGAGGAUUAUGAAAUAGAUUUGGAAGAUUUGUUUCGAUUUGGAAUGAGAUUUGACAUAAUUGGGACGUUUGGAACGAUGGAGAACGCAAGGAGAGAGAUGGAUGCAGCUAUUGACAUGCUCAAGAAUUGUUUUUUGUUAAUGCAUGCAAAAGAAAAACAAAGGGUAAAAAUGCACGAUUUGGUUCGUGAUGUAGCGUUGUGGAUUGCGUCUAAAAGCGGUAAAGCAAUUUUCACAGGUACUGAAGUGGACCCAAGAGCUUUGGCAGAUGAUGAAUCCCUGAAAGAUAAGAAAGCAAUAGCCGUAUGGGGUUUGAAAAGUUAUGAUGUUCUCAAUUAUAAAAUAAACCGUCCAAUACUUGAAACUCUCUUGCUUUCUUUUAAUGUGAGUGGUGGCGUAAAAGUAUCAGAUGGGUGUCUUCAAAGCUUGGAAAACCUUAAAACCUUAGCAAUCUUAAAAUCUCGGUGGAAGAGCGAUGCAUUGUCUUUGCAAGAGUCAUUGAAGUCAUUAAAAAACCUUCGAACACUAUGCUUGAGGGGUUUUGAUUUAGGUGACAUAUCUUUUGUGGAAAUCUUACAAGCACUUGAGAUUCUUGACUUACGUGACUCUUAUUUUGAUGAUUUGCCUAUUGGGAUUGUAGAAUUAAAGAAGUUGAGGCUUUUGGAUUUGUACGAAUGUUGGAUGACGAAAAAUGAAAAUGUUGAAGUUUACAAAGUUGUGGGAAAAUGUUUGCAGCUUGAGGAAUUGUAUUUUCGUUUGAGUUAUAAUUAUAAAAAGGACUUUCCAUAUGAUGUCUCUUUCUCCAGAUUACAAAGAUAUGUUAUAGAAAUUGGUGAUAAUCGACGUACUCUUGAUGAUAUUACUAAGCUUAUGAAAAAAUAUGGACAACCUAGAAGUUUAAUAAUGAAUGGGUUUGAUGUUGCUCCUCAAAGUUUUAUAUCAUUACCAAUCAAGGAUCUAUUUAUAAGAGCAGAGUUCCUUUGUUUGAGGUACCAGAGAAAUUAUAAAAAUAUAAUCCCAUCCAUGGAUCCACAAGGCAUGAAUCAAUUGAUUGCCCUGAGACUCUAUCAUGCUUCAGGUAUAGAAUGUCUCGUUGAUAACACUGAAAAGGAUAAAACUGAAGUAAUUGCAUUCUCCGGGCUUGUUUACUUAAGUUUGGUAUACAAUUAUAGCCUUCGAGAGGUGUUUCGUGAUCCCUCUUCGCGAUGUUCUCUCAAAAAUUUACAAGAGCUCGAGAUAAAAAAUUGUGGAAGUUUAUAUAGCAUAUCCUUUCCAAGGAAUUCAAAACUAUGCAAUCUAAAGGUCAUUUCAAUAUCAGAUUGCUACAUGCUAAUUUCUCUUUUCACGUCAUCCGUUGUUCAAACUCUAGAGCUGUUAGAGGAUCUAAGAAUAUCUAAAUGCAGAUCAUUGAGACACAUAAUUGAAGAAGAGAAUGAUGUUCUUUCAAGCACUCAAAGUCAUUCUUCUUUGACGCUCCCAAAAUUAAGAUUUCUUUUCAUUGAAUAUUGUGACAAUUUGGAGUAUGUGUUCUCUGUGUUUUUAGUCCAAGGGCUUUUAAGUUUGGAAAGUGUGGAUAUUAUGCGCAACCGAGCGUUGAAGUAUGUAUUUGGCAAUGAAAAGGAGCAUAAUGUUGCAGGGUACCCAAGUUUCCAGCAGACUAAUACCAUAACAAAUUUGUUUAAUUUGAAUACUUUGACAUUUAGUGAUUUGCCAAAUCUAAUUGCCAUUUGGCCUGAAUAUUUUCGUGCUCAUCUCCCAAGUCUUAAUGAUUUAUCUUGUCGUUAUUGUCCAAAAUUGUCCAUACAUAAGGCGAUGAAUGCUUCAGAUAUCCAGCAACAGACAACUCCAACGGAGAAUGGAAUACUAUGGUUGAUUACCAACACACUCAACCGAUUGGAGGAUGAUCCAUUGUCUCACCCCCAACUCAAAGCUGUCCUCAAAAUUAUAAGACUUCAUUUGAAGGAUGUUAGAAUGAAAGGUAUCUUCCAAUUCCAAAUGGGAGAAGAAGGGGGCACUACAGAACUGCUUCCCCUAAACUUGGAUAUUAAUUAUCUAAUAUUGGAGAAUCUACCUGAGCUCAACUUCAUAUGGAAAGGUCCCACAAGUUUUCUAAGCCUCCAAAACCUUCACCUAAUUUAUGUGGAUGGAUGUCCAAAAUUGAAAACCAUCUUCUCCACCACAGUUGUUACAAGUUUACCAAUGCUGAAAUAUCUGAAUAUAAGAAACUGUGAUGAAUUGGAACAAAUAUUUGAUUUAGGUGAUGCAUAUCAACUCAAUAGCCCAUAUUCUUCCCAACAAGUCUGCUUCCCAACUCUCUCAAGUAUUACAGUUCAAAAGUGCAAUAAGUUGAAAUGUCUAUUUUAUAAUCUCUCGGCUUGUCAUUUUACUAGUCUGAGAAGAUUGAAAAUACAAGAGUGCUCUCAGUUACACAAGGCUUUUGCAUUUAGUGAAGAAGAAGAGAUGGGUAAGGAUGGAGAACAAGUACUGUUACAGAAAUUGAAAAAUAUAAGACUCAUAAAUUUGCCAAACUUGGAAGAGAUUCACCAGGGAUUUAAGUUGAAAGAAGAUGUUGAACAAACAUUAGAGGAAUGUCCUAAGUAUUCUCCAAGUUUAUAUCUACAUCAAGAUAUGUAAAUAGAAUGCUACAGCAUAGUCUUGAUUUGAAAAAGAAAGGAGUGAUAUGGACAAUGCAACUGAUACGCUGCAACAAAUUGGUCAGGUGACACGUGAGACAUAUUAAAGCUUAAAUCAAAUGUUACAGUCAUUCUGGAAACAGGUAUCUACAGUACUAUGUAUAAACAAUUCCUGGAGGGAAGCAGAGUGUAGUGACGAAUUGGGUGUGGGGAUAAUGUUGAAAUCUGUACAUAAAUAAUCAAUAAUACAAAGACAGAAAGACAGUUGUUCUGCUACCAUACACAUUGCCGAAUCUUGUUAUAUAUUUAUCUUUGUGUUUAUUAUGAGAUGUCUAAGUCUUAUAUCUUGUAUCGUUAAUAUGAUAUGU
Molecule: messenger RNA, 4216 nt
Organism: Vigna radiata var. radiata (mung bean)
Lineage: Eukaryota; Viridiplantae; Streptophyta; Magnoliopsida; Fabales; Fabaceae
Product: probable disease resistance protein At4g27220
Exons: 4
Coding region: 1-3849 (1282 amino acids)
Molecular function (GO): ATP hydrolysis activity; ADP binding
Source: RefSeq, a predicted model, not a curated record